Molecule: messenger RNA, 3100 nt
Organism: Conger conger (European conger)
Lineage: Eukaryota; Metazoa; Chordata; Actinopteri; Anguilliformes; Congridae
Product: glucosidase 2 subunit beta-like
Exons: 15
Coding region: 71-1423 (450 amino acids)
Biological process (GO): liver development; N-glycan processing
Cellular component (GO): glucosidase II complex
Molecular function (GO): calcium ion binding
Source: RefSeq, a predicted model, not a curated record
UUAGGCGAAAGAAUUGAAAAUGUCCUGAGUCAACUCAUUAGCUACCUUAGCCGGAAAUUUUCCUCUAAAAAUGCAAUACCACAUCAUUAUUGUAGUAAUUAUUUGGUCCACAGUAUUGGCUGACUCGAGAAAAAUAAGAGGCAUUUCUCUGGCAUACAGGCGAUUUUAUAAAGAGAAAAGGUCAUUCCUGUGCAUCGAUGGAUCAAAAAUAAUCCCCUUUGAGCAGGUGAAUGACGACUACUGUGAUUGCCUGGAUGCCUCAGACGAACCAGGCACCUCAGCCUGUACCAACGGUCGGUUCUACUGCAUCAACCUGGGCUUCAGACCCCACUACAUCCAGUCCUCGCGCGUUAACGACGGGAUCUGCGACUGCUGUGACGGCUCUGACGAGUAUAACAGCCGCUUUCGAUGCCGCAACACAUGCAGGGAUCUGGGUCAGAGGGAGCUGGUGGAGGUGGAGGAUCGCAUGAGGGCCGUGAGCGAAGGCCUCCUCCUGAAGCAGCAGCUCAUCAAGGAGGGAGCUAACAUCUGGCAGGAGAAACAGAGCCAGCUUCGAGAUCUGCAGAGAGUCGGCGAGCAGCUUCGUGCCAAGAUGGAGGCCCACAGGAAGAGGGAGCGCAAAGCAGAGGGCAUGCUGGGAUUGCUGAUGCCACAGGGUGACGACAACCGGAAAAAGAAAGGACCUGAGUCUCUCACUGACUUUUUCCAAGAACUGGACUGCAAUAAAGACGGCAGCAUCACGGUGGAGGAGGUCCAGGCCAACGUGGUGAGCCGUGGAGAGGAGGGGCGUGGCUUAACCGAGCGGGAAGCGCUGGACCUGCUGGGGGGCCACCGCCAGGCCGACCUCUCCCUCUUCCGGGAGACGCUGUGGAGGAGCCUGAAGAGUGACAGUGGGGUGAAGAUGAAAGAGGAUCUGAGUGCAGUCGGGGGGGUGGACCAGGCCCCGAACAUCAAGGCCGCUGGCGAUGGCUCCGCUGACGUGAAGAAAAUGGAGGAGGCGUACGACACGCUGCAGAUGGAGAUCAGGGAUCUGGAGGAGACGUUAUCCACAGACUACGGCGCCGAUAAAGAAUUCAUGUACCUGCUGAGUCUCUGUGUGGAGCUGGCGGUGUAUGAGUACACAUACGUGCUGUGUCCUUUCAAUCAAGUCACGCAGAAGAGCUCCGCGGGAACCGUCUUACUGGGAAAGUGGGGUUCUUGGACGGGUCACUCAGAGAAGCGCUACAGUCAGAUGCUCUUUGAUGGCGGGGAGCUGUGUUGGCUGGGACCUACCCGCUCAACUGUGGUCACGCUGGCGUGCGGGACACGGACGGCUCUGCGGGCGGUGAAAGAGCCCAGGAAGUGCCGCUACGUCAUGGAGCUGGAGAGCCCCGCCUCCUGUGACCCGCUGCAGGGGAGCAGGAAGGUCCACAAUGAACUUUGACCCUUGGCUGGCUCCCGCCACAAUCGCAGGGCCCCCACAUCCGCCAGAACCUGCCAACGGUCCCGGACGAGCCCCCUUUCAUUAUUCCUGUUCUGUGUCAGACCCCCUGUUUAUCUAAUCCUUAUUCUGUUCUCCAACCGUCUUCUUAUUCUGUUCUCCAACCGUCUCCUUAUUCUGUUCUCCAACCGUCUCCUUAUUCUGUUCUCCAACCGUCUCCUUAUUCUGUUCUCCAACCGUCUCCUUAUUCUGUUCUACAACCAUUUCCUUAUUCUGUUCUCCAACCGUCUUCUUAUUCUGUUCUCCAACCGUCUCCUUAUUCUGUUCUCCAACCGUCUCCUUAUUCUGUUCUCCAACCGUCUUCUUAUUCUGUUCUCCAACCGUCUCCUUAUUCUGUUCUCCAACCGUCUCCUUAUUCUGUUCUACAACCGUCUCCUUAUUCUGUUCUCCAACUGUCUCCUUAUUCUGUUCUACAACGUCUCCUUAUUCUGUUCUCCAACCGUCUCCUUAUUCUGUUCUACAACCGUCUCCUUAUUCUGUUCUACAACUGUCUUCUUAUUCUGUUCUACAACUGUCUUCUUUACAUUCUUUUUUUGGUUUGCAGUUUUUGUUCCUUUUCUUUUGGAGACAGGGCUAUCUUGGAGUUCAUCUGAAAGGUGCCUUACUGCGGUGUUACCUCAAAAGGGAGACAUGAAGGGUUAAUAUCCAUCUUUUUCUUUCUAAUUUGGCUUUUAUUAUGAAGAAUUUCUUAGACUCAUAUGAACCACGGUCUUCCUUUCCCGAGAAAAGAAUUGCUGGAUAGAUUUUUAAUUCAGCCGUUGCACCGGGGAACAUCUGCUGAAUAAAAUAUAACGGAAUUUGAUAGGGCGAGAGCGCUUUUAUUUGACAUGCAGUGUUUUUGUGUCAGUUGAAGGUGUACUGCGUUAACCUCUCUCCUGAAAGACAGCACCCAUGUGCUUUUCAAACUGCCGUUUGCAAUCUGCUUUCUGCUGUCAUACACCAAGAGAAAGGCAUCUUAAAUGCUGUUUUAAGAACAAUGCACGACUCUCAUCUAUGUAUUAUUCUCACUUUACUUCCAAGGUAGGCCCUGAUCAGGCACAGACUCAAACAGCAGAUAGAGGAUUUUACUGUUCGUUCACUAUUUUAGCAGGACGAGGAGAAUUUAAUGGACAUUUCUGUUGAGGCAGGUGUUUAAAAAAUGAUGAAUAGCCAAAUUGCUUUACCUCGGGAGCAAGAGUGUGUGCACCAAAGUGUUGAAACGUUUCGCUUCAUGUGAAAAGAGAAUGUCUCUGAUUAUCUAUUUUUAUAAGCUGGAGAUCAUCAUCCCAGGAGUUUUUUUUUUUUUUUUGUACAAAACAUGGAGGGUAUAGACCAAUUCAACUAGCUUCUAUCUUGCUUCCAGUAUUCCAAUGUGUUUUAAAGUUUCUGCUCGUGGAUUACAGUAGAAGCAGCACUUGAGACGGUUAUGGAAAGAUCUUAUUUUAGGAAGGGCUGGGCUUUGCCACUUCUUUCCAAGUUUGAGUAUCCGUGUUUCCACGUUUGUGUGUUUAAAACGGCUUUCAACUAAAAUGUCUGUUGACUACUAAUUGCGUUUUAUCCAGUCCACACCACUGAGAGAAUGUGCACAUUUUUAUGUUUUAAGAUAAAAGGCUCAUGAAUAAAGUUUAAUUUUUCCAACCA